UGACGUUUGUGAUGAAAGUGAAAAAGUUAAAAAUUUUAUAAAUUGUUUCAGUCACAUUGUAAUUUAAAUUGCCGCAUUGAUUACUCGUGUUACGUGUUGAAAACUCAACUUGCGAAACUAAGAUAUACAAUUUAUUUGGAAUAUAUAAACAAAACAAUUUAUAAAAAUGCAUAACAUCAAAAACGGGGACAAUGUACUAAUCCUUUGGAACAACAAUGACCCAAAUGAUUUAAGUAAUUUGGUCAAUGAAAUUCAAAGUUCUAAUGCUUCUGUUGUUCUCGAAAACUCUAGCGUGAUUAGUGAAGAUUCGAGGGCACUCUCAUCAUUUGAUGUGAUAAUAUCAAACUGGCUACCUCCUUACACAAUGCAGCAUAGUGGUAGUUUACUCGCUUUAUUAAUUAAGCUAUUAAAACCCAGUGGUAAAGUUAUUUUAAAAGACACCUUAGAUAUUAGUUCAGAGCUCAAACUAAAUGGAUUUUUGAAUGUCACAAAAUCAGAGGAGAAUGUAUUCACUGCAGAAAAACCCAAAUUUGAGGUUGGUGCAAAGGUAUUCUUAAAAUUAAAUAAUAAAAGUAAGCCAGCUGUAUGGAAAUUAGAAGACACAGUUGAAGAUGCUUGGGCAGCAAACACCAAUGAUGAUGAGAUAAUAGACUCAGAUGUUUUGCUGGAUGAAGAUGAUCUAAAAAAGCCAGACCAACAGUCUUUACGAGUUUGUGCAACGACAGGGAAACGAAAGGCGUGCGCCGACUGUUCCUGUGGCUUGGCUGAAGAGUUGCGCGGGGAGACCAAGGAAACACCUAAAUCCUCAUGUGGCAGUUGUUACCUGGGUGACGCAUUCCGUUGUGCAACCUGCCCCUACCUCGGGAUGCCAGCCUUCAAACCGGGCGAAAAGGUUAUGUUGGAUCUCAAAUCAGAUAUAUAAACUAUUGCGUAACUUAAAUGCUAAAUACAGUUGGUAUUAGACCCCUUACAUAUGAAAUUAGCAUUAUAUCGAACUGGCAACUUUCGUCUCAAAUAUCUUAUUCUUAAUUGAUAUUGAAGAUGUUAUGUUUUUUUUUAUAAAAGGUAGAGUCCAGAGCUGUUAAGUAAAUAAAAACAAUUAAAAAAAACAAAAUUGUUAUUUCACCUAGUGAUCAAAACUGCGCUUUCUGGUCGCCAAAGUCGUGUUCAUGUUCUUUUCUUUUACGGAUAAAAUCAACAAACGAUAGCCUGCGAUGUCAAUUUCAUAUGUAAGAAUUGAUUAUUUCAUGUUGUGAUUCCUUAUAUUAAUAAAUUAAUUGACAUUUGUAA
This is a messenger RNA of Bicyclus anynana (squinting bush brown), 1290 nucleotides long. It is a transcript of the gene CIAPIN1, whose product is annotated as anamorsin homolog. Gene Ontology annotation, molecular function: iron-sulfur cluster binding. Gene Ontology annotation, cellular component: cytoplasm. Bases 167 to 922 code for a protein of 251 amino acids. Gene Ontology annotation, biological process: iron-sulfur cluster assembly. The record is from RefSeq and is a predicted model, not a curated record. Lineage: Eukaryota; Metazoa; Arthropoda; Insecta; Lepidoptera; Nymphalidae. The transcript is spliced from 5 exons.